Lycium barbarum (goji berry) is the source of this 711-nucleotide messenger RNA. RefSeq names its product lipid transfer protein EARLI 1-like. Lineage: Eukaryota; Viridiplantae; Streptophyta; Magnoliopsida; Solanales; Solanaceae. The record is from RefSeq and is a predicted model, not a curated record. The transcript is spliced from 2 exons. Bases 1 to 429 code for a protein of 142 amino acids.
AUGCACACUUUAAAGAAACAAAGGGAAAAUCAAAAGGAAGUAGUGACAGGAAAUGUUGGCAUUAUCAUAUAUAAUGUUAGGAUCAAGGAGGAGGAUAGUAAUACGAAAGGACCGAAACCAACGCCAAAGCGAACUCCAAAACCAACCCCGAGCCCCGGCUCCAAAGGCAAGUGCUCUAUUGAUACUCUCAAAUUAGGUGUUUGUGCUAAUGUUCUUGGCAAUUUACUUGGAGUUGUAAUUGGAAAUCCAUCAAAGAAACCUUGUUGUUCUCUCAUUCAAGGACUUGUUGAUCUUGAUGCUGCUCUUUGUUUAUGCACUGCCAUUAAAGCAAAUAUUCUUGGAAUCAACCUUAAUGUCCCUAUUUCCCUAAGCCUUCUUCUCUGUGCUUGUGGCAAAAAAGUUCCAUCUGGCUUCCAAUGUCCUAAAUGAACAACUAGCUAUGAAUUUCUCAUGUAAGAAUAAUUCCAGUGUGUGGUAACUCUUUGUUGUUAUGGUUAUGUAGUAAGUGGAAUUGAUUAGUAUCUUGAAAUAAGUUACCUUUUUGUAUUUCAUAAUAUACGCUUGAUUUUGUAAUUCACAAUAUAAAAGUCUAUUUGUUGUAAGGUUUUCAUUUUUCUUUUAUCCUUAUAUAUGUGGAGAAAUGUGUAUUGUUUUUCAUUAUGUGUAUAUGUUUAUGAAUAUGCUCUGUUCAUAGUUGAAUUGGAGUUAUUA